AUGGAGAAAUACGAAAAAUAUAAAGCCGGAGUGGAAACUCGUGGUCAUUUUAAAUCGGCAGUCAGGUCCGCCGGAAACGAGAAUCGUCGGUGGCAUGGUACGCGUCGCACAUGCGCAAUAGGAGAUAACGCGCAAGCACAACUUUGCACCGCUCCUGGCUGUUCCUUGUGCUCUAUUAUUAAAACAUCCUUCGACGUAACUCUGACGGGCAAGCGCACCGGGUGGGGAAGAUUUGGGAGUGGCAUUUACACAUCUUCGACAUCGUCCAAGUCCAACGACUAUUCGGCUAACACUGGGAUUACCAGCUCCCUGAAAGCCGUGCUUCUCAACAAGGUGGUCGUUGGAAAAGGUUGCAAAGAGACCAACAACAAGACGUCUCUUACAGCUCCGCCUCCUGGUUUCGAUUCGGUCCUCGGCGAGACGGGCGGUGUACUCAACUACGACGAGUUAAUUGUUUAUACUAAUGAUGCCAUUCGGCCUUCCUAUCUAGUCAUGUACGAGCCGUGA
Fibroporia radiculosa is the source of this 507-nucleotide messenger RNA. RefSeq lists its product as uncharacterized. Lineage: Eukaryota; Fungi; Basidiomycota; Agaricomycetes; Polyporales; Fibroporiaceae. The transcript is spliced from 5 exons. The record is from RefSeq and is a predicted model, not a curated record. The coding region runs from base 1 to 507 and encodes 168 amino acids. Gene Ontology annotation, molecular function: NAD+ poly-ADP-ribosyltransferase activity.